Molecule: messenger RNA, 922 nt
Organism: Oncorhynchus mykiss (rainbow trout)
Lineage: Eukaryota; Metazoa; Chordata; Actinopteri; Salmoniformes; Salmonidae
Source: RefSeq, a predicted model, not a curated record
CCCACCCAUUCCAGAUUGAGCCAAUUGCAAAGAUUUGUUUUGUACCCUAUGGGGGAAGCCAACAUACACUGCAAGGGGAAAUAGAUGUCAGAAAUGCAGUGCUUUAUCACUGUAAGCUAUCUGUCCAGAACCAGAUUUGCUUGCAAUGCACAUGAUUGUAUUAUCAAAUCAUACAAGUGGACUUCUGGUGACGAUUAUGGGCAUCCUGCCUGCACUGGAGCUGAACCAACUGGAUCCCAAACAAGUGUGGUGUCUGGUCCAAAUGCUAAAGCUACUGGCCACAAUAGCCUGGCAAGUGUGACGCAGGGUCCAAAUGCCACAGCUGAAGCAACUACCAACCAUGCCUCUGCAGAAGCGGCUGGCCCCCGCGCCUCAGCUGAAGCAACUGCCAACCAUACCUCUGCAGAAGCGGCCCACGGCUCAGCUGAAUCAACUGCCAACCAUGCCUCGGCAGAAGCCAAUGGUCCCCACUCCUCAGCUGAAGCAACUGCCAACCAUACCCCUGCAGAAGCGGCCGCCGGCCUUCGCGUCUCUGCAGAAGCGAAGGCCGGCCUUGAACAGAGACGGCCCGACCCCUCGACAAGCUAGAUAGGGAGAUCAUAAUUUGGUUAGCCCAACUCCUUAAAUCGUCUUUCCCCUGUUACUGUGCCUCCAUUUGAAGAAAAGGGCAAAGGUAACUGGAAUUGUGCAAACUAAUGCACUUGUUUGAAAUAAGGAUCUCCUUCACUUGUGCAUCGUCAUGCAAAUUGUUUACAGGGGUGAACACUACAAUGGUAUGCAUUGUUUUCAAAACCAUACGACUAAAAUUGACAUCUGAUUGGGCCACUAUUGCUGACACUAAGGUUGUACGGUUAUGAUUUUGAUUUGUCCUGGUGUUCCUGCUACUCUUGCAUGAUUUGUUCAAUAAACUAUUUGACUUCCA